This is a messenger RNA of Patiria miniata (bat star), 4740 nucleotides long. Its product is annotated as protein FAM135A-like. NCBI's taxonomy places the organism in Eukaryota, Metazoa, Echinodermata, Asteroidea, Valvatida, Asterinidae. The transcript is spliced from 19 exons. The record is from RefSeq and is a predicted model, not a curated record. The coding region runs from base 209 to 3967 and encodes 1252 amino acids.
CGCAGCAGUGAGAUGUCAAAUUGUCAAUCGUACCGUACAUACGUACAUGUACGUGACAUGUGAAAACACCGUCGAUACUCGGAGAUUGUGUUACAAAUCUGUGUGAAUUAUUUGCCUGUUCUGCUCAAGAUCUUUGCCAGCCAGUUGUUUUUGAUUGUCUGGUGGAUCUGUUGUGCUGUUGAAAAGUGCAGCACCUGAGCCAGUCAAGAUGGCUGAUCUCCAAGCCGCGCUUGAGUUUGCUGUUGAACUUACCAAGUUUCACAAUAUUGACUUAUUCCAAAGAGGCUAUUAUCACGUCCGAUGUUCCAUCAAUGGGGGCCCAAAGACAACGCUGAAAUCGGAGGCCACUAUCAUCAAACCAGCUGAGGGUUCCAACAAUCUGUCGGCCUACACCUGUAAGAAUGUGGGCGUGUCCAGAACGUUCCCUAUCUUGUACAAACGGGAGGAGGUAGAUCUUAAAGACGUGACGCUGUUCAAGGUUUAUCUGCUCGUGGACAGCCACAAGAUCGAGGAAUCGCUGCAUGAAGCCAGUAUUCUACUGAGCGUGGACCUGCAUUUCUCAGGCAGUGAAGAACCGCCAGGCACGCCAGAAUCCAUGGAGGCCAUCAGCUCACGAACUCUCAAGCUGAACAUCAACGGUUCGGACGGACUGCAUAGCCAUGUGCCUCUCCUGUUCGACUACUUCCACCUAUCAGCGGUGUCGUUAACAGUCCAUGGGUCAUUACUGGGACUUCAUCAGGCAACAUUUAGUGUGCCUAAGCCAGUCAAGUCUGGAUGGUUGCAUAGAAUAUCAGGGUCAGGAUCCCCCACCAAGCAGCCUCCAAUACCCACCCUGGAAGCUGUCCUGUUUGGCCCCCCGGGAAAACCGCCUGUCUCUAGCUCAUCCACGGACCGAUACACCGUACCAGCUGAGAGGAAUGCCCAUGCCUAUCAGAUCUAUCACAGCAUGUGUGCAGUGUUGCUACAGACUCGCUGUGCACUAUGCCUCAUAUUCAACCAACUCGGCAAGAAUUUACCACAAGACCAACAAUUCACACUGGAAGCCGCUGACUACGGAGAGAAGCUUCAUAUGAUGUGUGAAUCGUUCCAGAGACUGUCUGACCAGGAAGACAUCAUGGAGUCUGUCAACACCCACAUAUCCCAACUCUCUGGGGAAUUGUGCCUGAUAUGGACGCAGUUUUUGGAAAUCUUGGUGAAGAACGGAUACAUCACCAACUACCUAAGGUCCGAGUACCACAAAGCAAGGGUCCAGCGAUUCUCAGAAGGGUUUUUCACCAUCGACAACCCAAAGCAGUCGGCCGCUACUUUCCAUGAGAUCAGCUGCCAGGGUUAUUCCUACAUCGGCCAAGCCAUCCGCAACUCUCUGUACUACACCUCCCUACCCAGGCUGCCACUGGAGUGUACGGAGACAGACGGAGACCCCCAGACGAUACCCAUCAUCUUUGAAGAUCGCUACCUGGAUUCUGUGGCCACUGAGGAAAUUCAGAAUCUGAGCAUUGAUGAGAUUGCACAGUCCAUCCGCACCCUUCCCAAAGCUCCUACUCCUAGAGAGCAUCCUUCAGAGCAACACAGCAAACCCUCGUCUCCAAGAGAGAAGAGCCCCACUCAGAAGGCCAGCACCUCAAACUCUCUGAGAGACAAGAAGCAUUCCAAGCACAAGUCCAAGACUAAGCACGGCCUACGCUCCUCCAGAAGCGGUAAAUCCAGCAGCUUGCGUCACUCCAAGGAAGGAGCGAGGGAUUAUAGCCAGUAUGAGAUAACCGAUAACCAACCAUCUAUUAGUGAGUUACUUGCUGUCUCUAAUGACCCCAAUGCGCCAACAGAACGAAGGCUGAUCACCUCCUACUCUUCGCUGCCAAGCUUAAGUCGGACCUCUUCUCUGAAUCACCCUGCUGGACAAACUCCUGUUGACCCAGCACACUGCAAUAAACGAGAAAGCUAUGUGAAAACGAGGGCUCUAUCAACGCCGGAGUACACGUACUCAUCUUUGGCCUCUCAGCCUGUUCAAGGUCCUUACUUCAGGAAUCAAGGCCCCUUUGUUGAGGGCAGUGAAAGUUCAGGGAUUGUAGGCAGCACGGACGUCUUUGAACGGACAAGCUUCACUGAGACUAAUGGCGAAGUGUAUGCAAACGGCUAUGAGGAGUCAGAUGAGGAUCCAGAAGGCACUGCCACCAGGAUGGAGUCAGACAGUGACCCUAAGAGCCAAGACGCUGCUGCUGUUGCAGCAGCACAGAUUGACUUUUCCUUUGUGGAUAGCAUGGCUCAACUUAACGGCAGUGAUUUGGAUGAUCUUCCCAACAUCCAACUGUGCGUUGCUGCUAACGAGGAGCCAAUCUGCUUGGAGAACUCCCAGCUCCGGUUCCUAGACACCGACUCCGGCAUGGAGUCGGACUCUGCAUCUUCCAGGAAGAACUCAGACACUCCUCAGGCAACAGGCUGCAUCCCUGUCCAAGAUGCAAACACUCCCAAGCUACCAAGCCCUGAGGACUCCAAACCAGAGGCUUCGCUCACUUCUACACAACUCGCUGCAUCCCAGCAGUCAGAAGAACCCAACAGCCAACCGGCACAACUCCAGCUCAGUUCUACUCAGGUGACGCCAGCAAUUCCUUUGGCGAGUACCCCAGCAAGCAGUGCAAUCUUGGAGCCCUCAGUUGGCAGGACUAGCCCCAGCGGCAACAGCACCUUUUCCUCCUCAAACGCCAGCCCAGAGGACUCCGCUAAGCAGAGCCAUGGUCUUUGUGACUGCAACUCCGUGCACCUCGUACCUCGUAAAAUGAACACCUGCAUCGGCUGCUUCUCGUUUAUACAUCACAGUGGCAGCUCGGCCUCCUCUGGCAACGGUGGGGCUGAGGCAUGCGUGGUGAAGCCUGCCCUCACGCAUCAGCCUGCAGCUAGUGCGGUUGUGUCGGAUGCUAUAGCGGUUGGCCACAGCCAUGACAAAGAUCCUAGAAUCCACUCCAGAUUACAAGAAGGCUUGGUGCGAACAUUGUCCCAAGUAUCUCAAGCAAGUUUUAACACGGCCAAGGAGGACUUCAAACGCAAGCUACGGUUCACUGGUAAGCUGUACAGUGACUUACCAGAGAAGGCAUCUUGUAAGCCAUACUUCAGCAUUCCUGAACCGCCGAUGGAACCAGAAGAAGAAGAGUUAGGUUUGGAGGUACACCUUGUAGUGUGCGUUCAUGGCCUGGAUGGCAACAGGGCUGAUUUGAGACUACUGAAGACCUAUCUGGAGCUGGGGUUACCAGGAGAGAGAUUCGACUUCCUGAUGUCUGAGAGUAACCAGGGUGAUACUUUUGCUGACUUUGAUACCAUGACGGAUAAGCUAGUGAAGGAGAUCAUCAUGUACAUUGAUGUCUUCAGGAUACGACCCAAGAAACUCAGUUUCAUAGGCCAUUCGCUAGGCACCAUCAUCAUUCGAUCAGCAUUAGCCAGACCUCAGCUUACACCCUACAUUGACAAGAUGUACACGUUCCUGUCACUAUCUGGCCCUCAUCUAGGACAGUUAUAUAACAGCAGUGCCAUCGUAAACACAGGCAUGUGGUUGAUGCAGAAAUGGAAGAAGUCUAGCUCUCUACUUCAACUUGCCUUCAGAGAUCACACGGACAUGCGCCAGACAUUCCUCUACAAGCUCAGCCGCUCUUCAGGUUUGAGUUUCUUCAAGAACGUAGUCCUAGUAGGGUCGUUACAGGACCGCUAUGUUCCUAUCCACUCGGCUAGGAUUGAGAUGUGUCGACCCGCUGUCAAGGAUAAGUCCUUGCUAGGAAAUGUUUACAGUGAAAUGAUCAACAAUCUACUCCAGCCUGUCAUCCAGAAUGCUAAUUGCUCGUUAGUCCGUUACGAUGUCAACCACACCCUCAGUACCUCCGCAAACACACUCAUCGGCAGGGCAGCGCACAUUGCAUUCCUUGACUCGGAACUCUUCAUUGAGAAAUUCAUGACGGUCUCCGCUCUCAAUUACUUCAAGUAGUGUGAGGUAGAUCGUGAGAGUCAGGUCUUGAGACCAGAGAUGUAGUCAAGUCGUCAGAAGUCACUAGUCGCUCGCAAGCUACUCACAGGUAACUCACAAGUUAUUUAUAAGUGACUCGCGAGUCACUCAGUGGACUGUAAGAAUGGCAAUAGAUCAAAUAAUAACUCAGAUUGGACAAAAAUUGGUUUUAAAGCGUGUUGCUGGUUGUGACAGAUGAAUUCAAAUCAUCCACAUUAUCAGGGUUUUACUGUUAGUGAUAUCCAUUCAAGAUUCUUAAAGGUCCAUGCAAUGCAUUUUUGUUUAAAGCAAUCCUCAAAAUGUCCCAUUUAACUUUAUUUUCAAUUUUCGUUUUGCCAUUUCAAAGGUAUUUUGGUGCCUUUUUGGUUUUUAUGCUAAUGCAAUUUUCCAUAUUCAUGAGCAACAGUGUGAUGUCAUUUCAGGCAGAAACUCAAUGCUACAGCUAUUACAGCACCAAAAGUUGCCAGAAUUUUGGUAGUUUUGUUGUCGUGAAUUUUCUUUUCUUUGGUGAUUCAUUGUGUCAGUUCAAGGCAGUCAGCCAGUGAACAAACUUUUCUCACAAAUGUUUUUAAAGACCAAAUGUUUGGGUUCACAAUUUGAGCAAACUACCCUUAAACUGAACAUUAUCUUCCUGGAAUGACAUCACAGCAACAGCGCCCUCAGUGGUCCGGAAAAGCACGGAAACUUUUAUAUGUUUAAAGAAGUGCACUUUUCAAUAAAGUUAACCAAAAAUGGAUGUCAAAUACUUUUCAUAC